UUCCGGCGCUCCACUUCCGGCGCGGGGGCGGGCCGGGGCGGCUGUUCGGGCCCUGCGCGGCGAUGGGGGACGUGAAGAACUUUCUGUACGCGUGGUGCGGGCGGCGGCGGCUCAGCCCCGCCUACGAGAUCCGCGCCGGCGGCACCCGCGGCCGCCCCGGCUUCCGCUGCGAGGUGCGAGUGGAAGGCUUUAACUACAUUGGCAUGGGCAGCUCGACCAACAAGAAGGAUGCACAGAGUAACGCUGCUCGAGACUUUGUCAACUACUUAGUGCGGGUGAAUGAGAUGAAGAGAGAGGAAGUUCCUGCUUUUGGACCAGCAACUGGUGAUGCCCUUGAUGGACACGAAGCCGCUAGAGAUGUUUCUGGUUCUAGUUCUACUCUGGGUGGACCUCUUCCUCCGCAUUUGAUUAUAGCGGCGGAACAGACGAAAAUAGGCAAUGGCCCAGACGCAGCAUCUGGAACCUCUGGCAGUAGUGGAGCUCAGUGGGAUCGGGGUGCGAAUCUGAAAGAUUACUAUUCAAAGAGAGAGGAGCAAGAAGUGCAGGCAACCUCACAAUCAGAAGUGGAAUUAGAUGCUGAUCUUCAUGGGGGCUGGACCUUGGAAAAUGCCAAGGCACGUCUGAACCAGUUUUUCCAAAAGGAGAAGAUUCAGGAAGAAUAUAAAUACACUGAAAUGGGGCCUGAUCACAACAGGAGCUUUAUUGCAGAAAUGAACAUUUAUGUGAAGCAGUUAUGCAGAAGGAUUUUCAGUCGUGAGCACGGAUCAAACAAAAAGCUGGCAGCGCAGGCCUGUGCCCUGUCCUUGGUUAGACAGCUCUACCAUCUCGGUGUCAUAGAACCUUACUCUGGGCAGACAAAGAAAAAAGGCGAAUCGAUGGAACCCUACGAGGUGUCGCUCUCUCCUGACUUAGAAAAUCAGCUGCAGAAGACUGUCCGGGAGCUGUCUCUGGAGACUGUGCCUUUGCCUGAAGAUCCCAGUAAUCCAGUUCUGAUUAACGUUGGGAAGCUGGCCCAUUUUGAACCAUCGCAGAGACAGAAUCACGCGGGAGUUGUUCCAUGGUCACCACCUUAUGCCAACUGGAACCCUUGGACCAGCUGCAAUAUUGAUGAGGGUCCUCUGGCAAAUCUCACUCCAGAGCAAAUAAGCACUGAUUUGAAAAGUGAUUUCUUGUACCGUUUGGAGCACGAUGAAGAAUUACAAAGGAUCCAAGAAGAGAGGGAGACCUUACCUGUGAAGAAUUUUGAAAGUGAAAUUCUGGAUGCAGUCCAUCACAAUUCAGUUGUUGUAAUUCGUGGUGCCACAGGUUGCGGCAAAACCACACAGGUGCCGCAGUACAUCCUGGAUGAGUACAUCAGAACCAACAGAGCUGCGGAGUGCAACAUCGUAGUGACACAGCCUCGGAGGAUCAGUGCAGUUUCUGUAGCGGAGCGUGUGUCAUAUGAGAGAGGAGAAGAACCCGGACAAAGCUGUGGAUACAGCGUUCGAUUUGAAUCUGUGCUUCCUCGGCCUCAUGCCAGCAUGAUGUUCUGCACUGUAGGUGUUCUUCUGAGAAAAGUAGAGACGGGCAUCCGUGGCAUUAGUCACGUUAUCGUUGAUGAGAUCCACGAGAGAGACAUCAAUACUGACUUUCUCUUGGUGGUGCUGAGAGAUGUGGUUCAGGCAUAUCCUGAAAUCAGGAUUGUCCUCAUGUCUGCCACCAUUGAUACCAGUAUGUUUUGUGAAUACUUCUUCAACUGUCCUAUCAUUGAGGUCUUUGGUAGAACCUACCCCGUCCAAGAUUAUUUUCUGGAAGAUUGCAUUCAACUGACUCAGUUCGUUCCUCCUCCAAAGGAAAAGAAGAAGAAAGAGAAGGAUGAAGAAAAUGGCGAAGAAGAUGAUGCCAAUUGCAACCUUAUUUGCAGCGAUGAGUAUGGCCUAGAAACAAAGCACUCCAUGGCUCAGCUGAGUGAGAGAGAAACUUCUUUCGAGCUCAUUGAGGCCCUGCUAGUUUAUAUCAAGACUCUGAAUGUCCCGGGAGCUGUACUUGUUUUCUUGCCUGGCUGGAACUUGAUAUAUACAAUGCAGAAGCAUCUAGAAAUGAAUCCACGCUUUGGAGGCCACCAGUAUAGAAUUUUACCUCUGCAUUCGCAAAUUCCUCUGGAAGAACAGCGCCGAGUAUUUGAUCCGGUGCCUCCUGGAGUAACGAAAGUUAUUUUAUCUACCAGCAUUGCGGAGACCAGCAUUACCAUCAAUGACGUGGUCUACGUUAUAGACUCCUGCAAGCAAAAAGUGAAGCUGUUCACUGCUCAUAAUAACAUGACAAACUAUGCCACAGUCUGGGCAUCCAAAACUAAUUUGGAGCAGCGGAAAGGAAGAGCUGGACGUGUGCGCCCUGGAUUUUGUUUCCAUUUGUGCAGCAGAGCUCGCUUUGAAAGACUUCAAACUCAUAUGACACCCGAAAUGUUUCGAACACCACUUCACGAAAUUGCUUUGAGCAUCAAAUUGCUGCGGCUGGGAGGAAUUGGUCAAUUUUUGGCCAAAGCAAUAGAACCACCGCCUUUAGAUGCAGUGAUUGAAGCAGAACGCACACUAAAAGAGCUUGAUGCCCUGGACUCCAACGAUGAGUUGACACCUCUUGGAAGAAUCCUAGCCAAACUGCCCAUUGAACCUCGUCUUGGCAAGAUGAUGAUAAUGGGCUGUAUUUUCUACGUGGGAGAUGCUGUUUGUACCAUCUCUGCAGCCACCUGUUUCCCUGAACCUUUCAUCAGUGAAGGCAAACGCCUGGGUUAUGUCCAUAGGAAUUUUGCUGGGACGAGGUUUUCAGACCAUGUUGCUUUGCUCUCCGUCUUCCAAGCCUGGGAUGAUGCAAGAAUGGGUGGUGAAGAAGCAGAAAAAAGGUUUUGCGAACACAAAAGGCUCAGCAUGUCUACUCUGCGAAUGACCUGGGAAGCAAAAGUCCAGCUGAAGGAAAUACUUGUCAGCUCUGGCUUCCCUGAAGAGUGUUUGACGACUCAGCCGUUUAACAACACUGGACCAGAUAACAAUCUGGAUGUUGUAAUCUCCCUGCUUGCUUUUGGGGUCUAUCCCAACGUCUGCUACCACAAGGAGAAGAGGAAGAUUCUUACCACUGAGGGGCACAGUGCACUCAUCCACAAGUCCUCUGUCAACUGCCCUUUCAGCAGCCAGGACAUCAAGUAUCCAUCGCCUUUUUUUGUUUUUGGAGAAAAGAUUCGAACGCGAGCCAUCUCUGCCAAAGCGAUGACUUUGGUGAGCCCGCUGCAGCUGCUUCUCUUCGGCUCCAAGAAGGUCCUGUCGGAUGGGGAGAUCGUUCUGGUCGAUGACUGGAUCAAGCUGAGGAUGCCCCACAACGCGGCUGCCUGCAUCACCGCUCUGCGUGCUGCGAUGGAGGCUCUUGUGGUGGAAGUGACUAAAGAUCCGGAGAUCAUUCGGCAGCUGGACCCAGCGCAUGAGCGAAUGCUGAAUGUGAUCCGUCAGAUCUCCCGUCCGUCUGCCGCAGGCAUCCGCCUCAUGGCUGCCAGCGCGAGGUUCGGAGAUGGUCCUCGCCCCCCCAAAAUGGCUCGCUACGACAGCGGAGGCGGCUGGGGUGGUGGUUACCCGCGGGGCUCCGGCUACCGGGGCCGCGGGUACGGUGGCUACAGCUACUCCAACCGGCGCACCGGAGGAGGAUACCAAGUGCCCUCCAGCCAUGGAGGACAGCAAGAGUUGCUCUCCUUGCCGAGAGCAGCUUCCAGCCCCUCUUGUGUGAUGCCGCCAGGGCUGCUCCUCGCCCCAUCACACGUAGCUCCGUGAAGCAGGAACACAAGAGAAGCCUCCAAAGUUCUCUCACAUAAUUCGUAGCAGGAUGAACAAUUGCUUCAUUGAGCUGUCUCCUGUUUGUGCUCUGGAACCUGAGUGGAUUGGCAAUCCUGACUGCAGGAUGCAAGGAGAAUAACACACUGGGAGAACAUCUGCUGUCCCAGCUGUGACCUGGAAGGAAAGUUGACCGUGAGUGCUUGGGUUCAGCAUGAGAAAGAUGCUUAACUGUCCGUUGCACACCUCAGAGGACUGGUGAGGUUAAGUGUGGUCUUGUUUGUGCAGCACUGUUCAAUCUGUUUUCUCUGUUUGGAAAGUCAGAUGUUGCUAAACGGACACCCGGCCGUGCAGCUUCCAGGGGUCGAGCAGUUGGCGUUGCCUCUGGUCCGGAGACAUGGGAUUUGUUAGAGCCGUAGGCACUGGGGUGGGCACUGUGGGUGCCACAGUGGAGCUGGAGGUGAGGUGAAUACAAGAAAAGGCUUUUAAGCUUGACUUCUUCUACAGGUUAAAACACCAGGGAGGUCUCCUCCAGCUUGGCUACUUUGGGUCUUACAGCCUUAGAUCCAGCAGGGCAAGGAAUAUCUGGAAGAGAUAAACAUGAGGGAGGGAAAGACAAUAACUUUCAAUGUUUUCCCAAAUCAGGGCAAGCUGAAAAGAACUGCUGGUGAUUAUCUGGAAGCUUUAGCACGCUUUCAGAGGCCGUGUGGGGAAUUAUGUUUAUAUUUUCAUCCACGACUUGGAAGGGAGUUCCCCAGAGGGUCACCCAUCUGGUGAAACUCCUGAAAUCCCUUUCACCCAUUAUGCGACCGACUUCAGGAUAAGGAGAAACACAGGCGGUUCAGGAAAAUGGAGGAGAAGCUGAAUAUGUCUGUGGGUUUGUGUAGCCUCAAACAAGGGUAUAAAAGCCAUCAAAAUGGUAUCUGGUGGUGUCUGAUAAACCAGUAGCGUUCAAGCAUCGGCCUUCCCUACCAGCGGACGUAACCAGGGGUGCUUCUUAGUUCUAAAUACAGGAAAACGCAGGAGUGAACAAACUUGUACGGAGCAUCAGGUACUGUUUCGGAGCUCUGGGAGCUGCACUGAAGCGUUGGUGAAAGUGGUAUGCGAGGUAUGUAUCGCUGCAUAAAGAUGUUUAUGUUCUGGAGCCUUUUUGUUUUCUUAACCUUUGAAGUUAAACAGUUGGGGUGGCAAAAUCUUGGUUGCCACAAGCCAGUAGCUGAUGGGGAGGUGUGAAAUGUGCUUGGAGAAGGACUCAAGCCCAAGAGUGGACUUUCUAGGUUAAAAAAACCCACCACGAGGUGCUGUUUUAAAGAGCUUUCUGUGAAUUA
This is a messenger RNA of Cuculus canorus (common cuckoo), 5119 nucleotides long. RefSeq names its product DExH-box helicase 9 (gene DHX9). The coding region runs from base 63 to 3791 and encodes 1242 amino acids. Gene Ontology annotation, molecular function: 3'-5' DNA helicase activity; 3'-5' DNA/RNA helicase activity; ATP binding. Gene Ontology annotation, cellular component: intracellular anatomical structure; nucleolus; ribonucleoprotein complex. The transcript is spliced from 28 exons. Lineage: Eukaryota; Metazoa; Chordata; Aves; Cuculiformes; Cuculidae. Gene Ontology annotation, biological process: regulation of mRNA processing; positive regulation of transcription by RNA polymerase II. The record is from RefSeq and is a predicted model, not a curated record.